Molecule: messenger RNA, 1381 nt
Organism: Meleagris gallopavo (turkey)
Lineage: Eukaryota; Metazoa; Chordata; Aves; Galliformes; Phasianidae
Source: RefSeq, a predicted model, not a curated record
AUGCCCGCUGCCUGCCGCCCCUCCUGCAAAGCCCCACUGCUGGCAUCCCCCCCCCUGGGCAGCCCCCUGCUCCCCGAGCCCCCUCCUCUGGGUAGGAGCAAGAGCAAGAAGCGGAGGAACAGGACGACCUUCAGCACCUUCCAGCUGGAGGAGCUGGAAAAGGUCUUCCAGAAGACUCAUUACCCCGACGUGUUCGCCCGCGAGCAGCUGGCACUGCGCACAGACCUGACCGAGGCCAGGGUGCAGGUCUGGUUCCAGAACCGAAGGGCCAAGUGGAGGAAACGGGAGCGUUAUGGGAAAAUCCAGGAGGUGAGAACCCCCCGUUGCACCCCACAUCACCACGCUCGACCCCAACUGCAGAACAACCUGUGGCCGAGUUCUGGCAGCCCUGCAGGGCCCUGCCUCGUGUCCCCCGACAGCGUCCCAUCGCCGUGCGUGUCUCCGUACCCCCACACUCACACCAACAUCACCAGCUUUGUGGGCAUCCCUGCCUCUCCCGUCCACCCCCCCGGCAUCAACAGCCUCUACUCCCUGCACGGCCUCACCCCCCCGAGCCUCAGUGCCCCCCAGUUCGAGCCACCACCAUCGGAGAAUGACUACAAACCUCCCACCCUGGUGACGCUGCGGAUGAAAGCCAAGGAGCCGGGCAGCCUGCUGGGCUGGGCCACGUAACCCCUGCAUGGGACACAGCCCCCAUGGCAGCGUGGUCCACGCAUCCCUCCUGCAUCCCAAUCUGCCACAUUGCUGCAGCCCGGCCCUCUGCAUCAGGACCCUCCCUUCAAUGGGGGAACGGGGGGAGCAGAGCUCAGCCCAGAGCAGCUGGGGUCUGAUAGAGGGGGCUGUUGGCUUUGCCCAGCGUCUGCACCACGGAGGUGCGGGGAAAUCACUCCUAAACCCCAGCUGCAGAGCACACAGCAUCCCAGCACCCGUCCUGCCCAGACCCCAAUGGACAGCUGGGGCAGGCGGGGGGAAUGAGUGCUGGGAGAGGGGGAUCGCUGGGGGUAGAGGAAAGGCUGGGGGCAGAGCCAGCCCACCCUAUCACGAUGCCCACCCCAGGCUAAAGGAGCCCUCAGAGCUUCCCUGCACCUCAGCCAAAAAACCCACACCAAAACAUCGAUCCCAACUCUGCCCCCAGCUCUGCUGCAUCCCGAUGUCAGAGAAGGAAAGUGGGGACCCCCCAGGAGGGGCCCAGCCUUCACCACCAGCUCCAUUUGGGUCAAAAAACACCCAAACCCAAAAGUUUCUGUGCAAAAGCCCCAAAAACUGGGCCACAGGGAACACAGCCCCAUGGGGAGACCCAUGCUGCUCCACAGCCCCCUCCCACCCACAGAGAUUUUGCUCCCUUAUAAACAAUAAAACCCCACUUUUAGGAACCUGAUUU